Messenger RNA from Dreissena polymorpha, 5207 nucleotides. RefSeq names its product 28S ribosomal protein S24, mitochondrial-like. NCBI's taxonomy places the organism in Eukaryota, Metazoa, Mollusca, Bivalvia, Myida, Dreissenidae. Bases 149 to 676 code for a protein of 175 amino acids. Gene Ontology annotation, biological process: translation. The transcript is spliced from 3 exons. The record is from RefSeq and is a predicted model, not a curated record. Gene Ontology annotation, cellular component: mitochondrion.
AAUUUUGUUAAUGAAAAAUUCUUUUUUUGACACGAAGCAACAUGGGUGAUUCCAAUUGGCAUAACUUGAGUUGAUGUACUUGAUUGGUUUAUUUGUAAAUUUCGACCAAUGAAAUGUUAGGACACAUCAUCGUUUGAUUAAUUUCAAUAUGGCUGCGCUCAUGACUUUGCGGAAACUGGGCUCCUUUCCAUUGACAAUACCAUACGUGGCAUUAAGAGGAAUUAGUACAACCUGCACAAAUGCUGCUACUGUCAACAAGAACCGGCUACAUGUUCGUGUGGGGAGGUUUAAGCCAAGCAAGGACAAGUCAAUAGCUCUCACCUAUGAUGAGUCUAAACCACCUUACAAGAUUGGUCUUGAAAAGGCCUGGAAUUCAUGGAACACAAGCAAUCUGAAAGGUGAAACCCGGAUGAGUGAAACACUUACAGAUGAUGUUUUCAUACAGAACUUUUUGAAAGGUACCUGGGGUCUAAUGCAAGCCAGCGAUGUUGUUAUCAAGCGCCGUCACAACAUGAUACACAUUUUCAUGCACAUAUUACCAAAAAGAGAUCUACAACCCAUUUACUUUCUGCUGGGGUACUCGGAGGAGCUUCUGUCAAGUCUAUUAAAGUGUCCAGUCAAAUUAGAGCUGCAAUCUGUUCAAAAACCGCGUGAUUUGAUCUUCAAGUACAUUUAAACAAACUGACAAAUUACUAUGAGUGACAACUGUUUACAUGAAUACAUUGCCGGUACUUUAGGGUGACAAUUUAGUUGAUAAACAGCAUUUGAAGUGUUAUAAAACUGAGAAUAUGAUCUUUAUGUACAUUUAAAUAACUUGUGAAUUUUGAGUGACUUGUGGGUACAUGUAUAUAUUAUUUUAGGGUGACAUAAGUAUAUAAACACCUUUGGAAAGAUCACUAAAUACAUGUGCUACUAUCAAAACAAUAUUUGUACGCAUUUUAAUUUCAUGAUCAUCUUGCUCCCCUGAAGACUUGUAUAUUUUAUAUUCUGUCUUUUUAUGCUCCCUGCAGAAUUAAUACAGAUGUUACAAUGUCCAUAUUUAGGUUGGACAAUUAUUUUUCCAUGACAAAAAUAUGCAGUGAAAAAAAAUUCACGUUCUUUGGGUUAAAGGUCAAGGUUGCAAUUAAAGAUCAAAGGCCUUACAUUUUAGUUUCUGCUCUGUAACUUUGAAGAAAGAAUUUUAAUAUGACUUUAGAUUGUAUUCCCAAUGACCAGACAAUGUGUUGCAUGCUAUUUCCAUGGGCCUUGGUCAAUGUCAAAUUUCAAGGCCAAAGAAGGUAAAAAUUUUAUUCUGCUCUGUUAGCAAUGUUAGCAUGCAAGGUCAUAAUAUAAACAUUUUUAGCUCUGCGUUUCGGAGAAAACCCGAGGUAUUGUCAUAGCCAGCUAGUCGUGUUGUCCGACGUCUGCGUCGUGCUAACACCUUAACAUUUUGUUAAGGUUUUAAACAUUGGCUCUAAAAUCAAAUUGCUUCCACCUACAAUUUUGAAGUGAAAUAUGUAGAUGCACCUUGAUGAGUUCUACACGCCACACCCAUUUUUGGGUCACUAGGUCAAAGGUCAAGGUCACUGUUACCUUUAAAAAAAAAAAUCUGAAAGCUUUCAUUUAUUCAAAACUGCACCUGUAGCCGAGCGUGGCACCUGUUAUGUGGUGCUCUUGUUGUUAAGGAAUUCUGGUUGAAACUAGUUGUAAAUCCAUACCAAAUACAUUGUAUGUUAGGAAUUGGCUUUGCUCUUUCAGACGAGGAUUUUUAAAGAUUGUCCACAUAAAUGUCAAUAAAAAACUGGCGACUCCAGGGGUGAGGCCCAUGUUGACCCAAGAGACAUUACCUAAACAUACUUAACUUUUGUAGAGGGCCUCUAGAUGAUGAUAUGUACUACUACUAAAUAUGAAAAACGUGAGCUUUUUGUUUCAAACAAGAAUAGUGCUAAAGGUUUUUGCUAUAGAUUUUGAAGGAACUUUGAAGAGAAUCUCUUGAUGAAAGACAUACAAAUUAUGCAGCCUUUGAGCGCAAUACAAAGUUACACACUAAAAAUAAUACCUCUAGUUGAACUGGUUUCAAUCAAGCAACCUAUUGAAGUUUUCAUGUUUGAAAUCCUUUUUGGGGCUUGUGAUCUAAUUAUUCAUUGAACUUGAACAAUUUAUAUAGUUUUCAUAGAGAACCACCCAGGGGUCAUUCCUGGGAGUUUUGUCAACAUUUCUGCCAAUCAGUUCAGGCAAUGUUAAUUGAAAAAACAAUUGGAAGAGGCAUGCACAUCAUAGUAUUCCAAUAGCUAAACAUGUUGCACUCAGGCAAGCUAAAAAUUCUUUCCUCUGAAGCCACACAAUUCAGAGAUUUAAUAUUUGGUUUGUAACAUCAUAAAGAGGUCCUCUUCCUACAGGAGUUUUUCUGCUAUGUAAGAAAGGCCAUAAAACUGACCCGAUCCCAAAGCAAACAGACACGAUCCCAAACCGAAAUUAUUUAAGUUCCCAAUUUCCAAAAAAUAGUAUCUUAUGACUUAUGAUUAUUAGACUGUAUAUCUCAGUUAUUUUUAGCUCCACUGGCGAAAGGCCAGCCGGGCUUGUGUCAUGGUCCCGUGUCCGUCGUGCGUGCGUUAACUUUUCCUUUAAACAUCUCCUAAAAUACUGGUCCAGUUCUUAUGAAAUUUCUCAGGAAUGGUCCUGGGGUGAACCUCUUUUAAAUUUGUUCAAAUUAUGCCCCUGGGGUCAAAUUUGACCCUGCCCCAGGGGUAACAAAAUUGAAAGUUUGCUCAUAUAAGGCCUAUUUGGUGAAAACUUUCAAAAUCAUCUCGUCCAUAACCAUUGGGCCAAGAGCUAUCAAAUUUGGUAUGUAGAGACAUCUAAUAGUCCUCUACCAAAUUUGUUCAAAUUAUGUCCCUGGGGUCAAAUUUGCCCCUGCCCCUGGGGUCACAAAAUUGAACAUCUGCUUAUAUAGGGUCUAUUUUGUGAAAACUUUACAAAUCUCGUCCAUAACCAUUGGGCCUAGGGCUACCAAAUUUGGUAUGUAGUGGCAUCUUAUAGUCCUCUACCAAGUUUGUUCAUAUAAUGCACCUGGGGUCAAAUUUGACCCUGCCCCGAACGGUCACAAAAUUGAACAUAUGCUUAUAUUGGGCCUAUUUUGUGCAAACUUUAAAAAUCUUCUUGUCCAUAACCAUUGGGCCUAUUUCUACCAAAUUUGGUAUGUAGUGACAUCUAAUAGUUCUCUACUUAGUUUGUUCAAAUUAUGCCCCUGGGGUCAAAUUUGACCCUGCCCUGGGAGUCACAAAACUGAACAUUUGACGUUUACCAGGGGAGAUUACUGCGGCCGUGUGGCUGUGACCAACAACAACAACAACAUCUUGUAAACAUGAGAUAAAACCCUGUCAUUUAGUGCCAUUUUAGAUCAGAUGGUGACUGCUUACAAAGGAAUUUAAGUAAGAACAUUUGUUAUGCAUGUUUUUCUUAUAAACUGAAAAAAGUCGGGUUUUAUUAAAUAUGUCGAAAGUGACCAUAUACAUGUAUCCGGAUAAAAAUAUUUUGGAUGACCUGUUAAUUUCAUGUCUUUUUUGUAGUGUUUAAACCAGUUUAAUAAUAUCUUAUUGAUUUUAAAAACACAACUUCCAUGAACAUAAUUAUUUCAAGAAAAGUCAAUAUAUGAUACUGCAUGGUAAACUCAAACUUUGUAUAUACCCAAGAGAAGGUGAUGGAAUUAAUGAAGUGCGAUGUUCUUAACAAUCGUAUAUGCUGCUUUUUAAUUGCUAAUGAUUCAUUGUUCCAUUUGUGAAUUGUGACUCAUGAAUUGUGGAUAUGAUUGUCAAUUGCUCAACGAUCAUAUAUAUUUCUGACCAUUUUAUAAUUUUCUUAAUAUAAGUAUUUGAAUUGAUCUUAGAAGUCAAAUGUAUUACUUAAUUAAAUACAUUUAUAAAUAUAAAGAAAUAAUCUUUAGAUUAUCAUAAUAUUCUCAGGCCUGUUGGUCUUAGGGAUGUGUGGGUUGUUAAUUAUAUUUUGAGAUGAUUCUUUACAAAGAAAGAUGCUACUAUUGUAUUUGUUAUAAAUGUGUGAAAGGCUCUAAAAAGGAACGAACCAGAGAUUAUUACCCGGUAACCCUUUACCAAACACUAACAGGAUUUUACGGGAUUUUGAAGCUGACGACAUUAUAAAUAAUUGUGAUAAAAGGAGAAAUUGCUCAAGAUGAGCAAUUUCUCCUUUUAUAACAAUUAUUUCUACCCUACCUGAUCAUUUCCUUCAUAUUCCAUUACAAUUUAAUUGUCGUCUGCAACCUCUUUCAAAUUGGGACAGUUCAAAAUGUGUCGUUUGGUAAAGGGUUAAGGCAUUUUGAUUCUUAUGGGUCUUGUGAAACUGUUAAAAAUCAAAUGCGUAGAUUUGAUCUUCAGCAUCUAAAAAUAUGUGAAAUAGAAAGAAUGACAAUAUCUUUUGGAGAGAUAAAUGUAACCAGUUAUAAGCAAAGUACCUGUGCGACAAUUCCCGGGCUUUUUAGUCUGUUUAGUUAACACCGUAGUAACGUUUUCCAUAUAUAAAAAUGCUCACCCUUCCAACUUUAAGCGCCCAGUGGGACGAGGGAUAGAAAGUCACAUGCUUGAGUACAUUUCAACCCAUGCGCAUUGCACGCUUUUUUCGCAUAAAAAACAGUGGAGAAAUACAGAGCCAUCAUGGCCCUCUUGUUUUAAAACAACCUACAAAAUAUAUAACCAUAAUUUAUAUGAUUUUUAUCCAAAAUGGCCAGGAAAAUGUCAAUAAGUGUAGAAAAAAAUCCCAAUUUUGUCCUUUUUGUCGAUAAAAAAUUCCCAAAUUUACCACUUUUAUCGAUUUAAAAAAUCCCAAUUUGACCAGACUCCUUUUCCCAAAAUGGCGGGAAAAAACCCUGUCCUAGUUUGCUCAUAUCAUUUCAUAAUGGCCACACUUCAUAUCAAGUGGACUUUGAAAAUCUUUGACAGCUCACGUGUGAAACUAGCAGUGGUAUAAAACACAGCUUUUGAGGCUACUUAUGACAAUGGGGGCAAAAUUUAAAGAUAUGUGGCUAAGUAAGUCUAUAUAAAACAUUUCACAACACUGGUAUAGCCAAUAUUUACCCCCGCGUCAUAAUUAUACAAACCUAGUAGAAGACAACUAUUCGAUAUAACAUUCCAAAUAUUACAACUAUGAACCUUGCUCCUUUUUAGAAGCAAAUUUGUUGUAGUUAUUUAGGUAAUAAAGCCUAUAUAAACAAGUUA